Messenger RNA from Cyclopterus lumpus (lumpfish), 2458 nucleotides. It is a transcript of the gene znf276, whose product is annotated as zinc finger protein 276. The transcript has 12 exons. Gene Ontology annotation, cellular component: chromosome; nucleus; kinetochore. Gene Ontology annotation, molecular function: chromatin insulator sequence binding; zinc ion binding. Gene Ontology annotation, biological process: regulation of transcription by RNA polymerase II. The coding region runs from base 226 to 2091 and encodes 621 amino acids. Lineage: Eukaryota; Metazoa; Chordata; Actinopteri; Perciformes; Cyclopteridae. The record is from RefSeq and is a predicted model, not a curated record.
UUCUUCCGGUAAAUGAGCACUUCCGGGUUCCAGUGUUUACAAAUGGGAGCCGAGCAGCGUUGAGACCGCAGAGCUGCAUCAACAACCUGGCUCAUGAAAACCCUCCUUCCGUGUUGAGAGCAGCAUGUGCGCGAGCUGCUCGGAGUCGCGCAGUCUGACGUGGCACAGGCAGCAGGGCUCCAUCAUCGGGAUUGGCUGCUAAAGAGUCGGACUUUGGAACCAACUAUGAAGAAGAAAAGCAGACGGCCAAGGGCCUCGGCAGCUUCGCGAAAGACCAGCAGGACGCAGGCAGCGGGGGGCGUCAGUGAGGAAAAGAGGCCGCCUGGAAACAGAGGGAGACCUCGGAAGGCCGCCCCCGCAACCUCGGGCAGCUUCUACCACGCUGCCGCCGCAGAGGACAGGACUGCAGACUGCAGUGUGGCGGCAGACCACGACGCACAAAAACAUCCAGAAAGCAAGUCCAGAGCUUCAGCAGGCCGUUUGUCGACGGCCGUCUGUCGGCUCUGUCAUGGGAAGUUCUCGCCGCGCAGCCUGCGGCACGCCUUCGACAAGUGGCCCCAGGAUUCCGUCGACGAGGUGGACGCAGCGGCCAAGUCGCCCCUUCUCUUCCACGCGGACUUCCAGCAGCUGGUCGGGGUCCACUUGGACCGCGACCCCCGCUUGUCAGAGUUCAUCUGCAAGAAAUGCCACUCCAAGUUCUACAAGUGCCACAGCAUCCUGCUCAGAUUCCUGCAGAGAGUCAACCUCCCACCUGUUGGGAAAGAGAACCUCAAAAGCUGGAAGAAGUGUCCGGAGGCCUCGAUAAACCACGCCUCAACAACACCACAGUCCUUCACCUCAGACCCAGAGUGCCUUCACAGCCUGGUGUCUUGGGCCCACCACCACGGGGAGGCCUGCCGCUCCUGCCCCAACCUGAGGGAGAUGCUGGAGGACCGGUGCUGGGGCUCCGUCAAGGCCGUUUGGGGUUGCGUCGACGGCCACAGGUACGUCAUGGACGCUCAGUGCGCCGCCGCCGCGAACCCCGGGUACGGCAUGGACUUAUACGGUGGAGCGUUGGGGAGCGGCAAUGGUGACGGAGCGAUGUCGGAAGAGGAGGAGGAAGAUGAAGAAGGGCAGCCCAGCGGGAAUGGAAGUAUAAGCACUCUGGCUCAGCACAGUCCACCUGCACUUGCUGUACAGACUCAGAGCUCAGCGCUGGCGGACUGGACCACCAACACAGAAGACUUCACAGGUCACGAGGGGGCGUUGUGUCCUGCGCCAGUCCAGCUGGAGGACAGGGCUGCUGACAGCGAUCUGUCUGACAGGUUCAUCUCCGAGGAUGACUUCGAGGGGGGCAGAAAAGGAGGUUUAUCGGACGACGAGAUGUUCGAGCCGUACUCGGACAAGAGAGCUCGCAGGGUGACCAUCCCCAGCAAGAGAAGGAGGAGUCCGAAGGCCCUGGUGGAGCCCAAAAUAAAGAAAAAACCAGGACCCAAACCCGGCUGGAAGAACAAGCUCAAACCUAAAGGAGAGGAGCUGCCCAACAUCUACAAGUGUCCAUAUCAAGGCUGCACCGCCGUCUAUAGAGCUCCUGAUGGUCUGAAGAAGCACAUCAAGGAGCACCACGAGGAGGUGAAGGAGCGACCCUGCCCCCAUCCUGGCUGCAACAAGGUUUUCAUGAUCGACCGCUACCUGCAGAGACACGUCAAGCUCAUCCACACAGAGGAGAGAAACUACAUUUGUGACCAGUGUGGCCAAACGUUCAAACAGAGGAAACACCUCUCAGUUCACCAGAUGAGACAUUCAGGGGCCAAGCCACUACAGUGUGAGGUGUGCGGCUUCCAGUGUCGCCAGCGAGCGUCACUGAAAUACCACAUGACCAAGCACAAGGCGGAGGCCGACCUGGAGUUCGCGUGCCUGAUGUGUGGGAAACGCUUCGAAAAGGCCCACAACCUGAACGUCCACAUGUCCAUGGUCCACCCGCUCAUUCAGGCCAAGGUUCAGAGAGGUAGCAGCAUGGAGCAGCAGCCGCCGCCCCCUCCGCCGUCGUACUCAGACCUGCACACCAUCGCUCUGACCGGGGAGGUGGUUCAGCAAGACCAGGACAGAUGACGGAGGGAGAGCGUCCACAUCUGCUGAACGGGGGACACGUGAACUGUGGGGGUUUCCCCAGCUCUGACAACCUGUGCUGUGGUUUUCACGUUCAGUAUCAUGGACUGGGCAAUACUGAUGGUUAACUCACUCUGCAGCUUAUUGGAUCAUCACAACAAACUUUAAUAAUUUUAUUUUUGUAGAUCUUGACCAAUCUGCUGGGCGCUUAGCAGUGUUCAUUCCAGACUUUCAUUUCAUCGUCGAGACCACCGUGUGCCACAAAUGACAGCUGUCCUGUCGCUGUUCGCUGCCGCCAACCUCGGUGAGAAAUGCAGCGCUGCGUUUUCUGUAACUGCUUCACAAUAAAAGCUUUUUUCUUUCUUUUUUG